UGUUCCACGCAGCAUGGCUAGCAGUCCUUCUCGCGUGUUUGCAGCGCUGCUUCCAGUUGCAUCGGAAUUCUAUAACGAUGAAAACUUGACAGGCUUCGGUAGAGUCGCUAAAGAGACUACAGCAGUGGCACAAAUUCCCCCGAGAGAAGUUCAGGUUACGGGAAGCGCCGAGUUGUCCUGCCCGCCCGACCGGGCUACUGUUUCCAUCAGUGUUAGCAGCAGCAAAGAGUCGGUCAAUGAUGUGAAGAACAGUGUCUCGCGACGUGUGGAAUACAUAAUUCAGACUGUCCGGCAGCACGACGUGAAGGAGGCAGACACAGCCGUCACGAAAUACAUCCAAAAAGUGGAUGACCUUUACAUCAUGGAGGUCGAGGUCCUAGUGGUGUUUUUAGAUUUCGAUAAGAUGCAGAAAGUGCGAUCCGUGCUCUUGGAGAAGUUGGAUAAGAGUGUGUGUGUUGGACUUCCACACUUUACACACAGCCCGGAGUGCCUCAGUGCACUGAGACGACGUGUGUGUGUGGCAGCGGUGGAAAACGCUCGUCUGAAGGCGAGCGAGGUGUGUUGCACCCUGGGACAGGGUCUCGGGCGGCCCUUGCUGGUCCGGGAGGAGGAGUCACGGGAGUGGAGCUGCGGAGACACACCCCUCACAUUACAACAGCGGGCGGGGCUUAUUGCUCUCUCCGUCUCCUCACGCGUCUUCGUUUCCUUUGAACUUCGACCCAAAGACAGACCCAGGAAGAAGCCAUAGGGGCCUGCAGCCAUUGGUUGGAUAUAUUCUCUAAUCUCUAAUGUAAUCUUUCUAUUAUCCUUAUAAUGCUCAGGCAGUCACUUUUGACAAGACCAGAGGCCUACUUUCUGAAAAUAUACAUUAUGAUUGUCAUUAAAUGAUACAUGGAGUAUCAUUCUGAAUUAUAUUUGGUAAGUAUAACUUUUGCACUCUGAAACUGUAUGUAAUCUAAUUACUGUUUUACGGUUCAGUAAUAUUUAUAAAUGGGGCACCUGGUUGAGCAUGAAUUGAUGGAAAUGGAUGCAUGAAUGAAUACCUUAUUGAAUGAUUGGAUUCAGUUACCCAAAGAUGUAUUCCCUGUCCAGCUGAAUUAAGAAUAGAUGAGGGGAAAAAAGUGCAAUGAUUAGUAAGUCAUGUCCAGUCUAAUGAUUUGUAAAGAGGCAUUUCCAGAGCGCUAUCUCAUUUCACUAACCAAAGAGACACUCAGAGCCCAAAAGGUCAGAUCACCAUUAGCCAAUCAAGAGUACUGUACUGUAAUGCGUUCUAUAAGUAGCACCACUUGCCGUUCCAAGGGGAUUUUGUACUUUGUUUGUAUUCUGUCACUACAUGUUGUAUUAAAUAAAGCUUUUUUGUAUAUAUUUGUUUUUUGUAUUCUUGUACUGUAUUUGUUAUGUUAUGGAAGACGUGGAAUUCUCUCAAAGACAUUCUGAUGUCUUUGAGUGGUCUUGAAUGUUAUGUUAUGGAAGACAUGAAAUUCUGUAGGCUUUGAGUGGUCUUGAAUGUUAUGUUAUGGAAGACGUGGAAUUCUGUAGGCUUUGAGUCGUCUUGAACACAGCCACACGGCACACGGAGUUGACUUGAACGCAGCCACAUGUGCUAUUAGCAGCCCUAGCUGGUUCUCAUGCUAAUAAUGUAAGGGACAUCUGGACAUCACAAAGCAGAGGCGUUUUUGACAUUACGUCAAGAGAGCCGUUUCUUCACAUUCUGUUGCUAUUUCUCGGUCAUUUUUGGAUGUUUUAAAUGUAAAAAAAGAGCACACUGUUCUUGUGCUGGUGCUGAUGCAAGUGAAUAUUUUACUUUUCAUUUAAUGUGUCUGCCAUGGAAAAAAACAAAACUGAUUAUGACGGAUGCAGCACUAAUGCAGCGCAGUCAUGAGGGUUAAGCCAAUUUUUCUUUUCUUUUCUUCAGCAAUGUUUGGUCGACCAUUUCACGGGGCCACCAGACCAGAGCAUGUAGUUCCGAUAGACUGAUGAGGAACAGAGCAUGUAGUGAAAGACUUAAAUGCGAAAACGUGGCAGUUGAAUCGCCAUUAUAUUGUAAUGAGAUGUUCCGAACCGUACAAGAUUUGUCGUGUAGGAUCACCACGACAACAUCUGGACGUAUGCCAAGUUUUGUGAAAUUCCAUCCAUGUGGGAGCACUGAAAUGAGUGAAUUACUAGGUGUCUUUUGAUUCACCUCAGAGCCGUAUAUAGAGAUAUAUCUAUAUACGGCUCUGAUUCACCUAGCUCAACACCCCCAUCUAGAGGCAGAUGGAUAGAAAUACAAAGCACAAGAAGAGCUGUCACACUCACACCCACACACAAACACUCACUCACACUCACAGAAUACUAUUAUUCACUUGCACAUACAGUACAAGGAGUUGUAGGAUGCAGUACUGAGCAGUGGUCAUAUUAUCUAGUUUUACAAAGGAGAAAGAUUCAAUAUGUGUAACAUAAUUUUAUUGAAAUGACAGUAGAUUUCGUUCUUUUUUUUUUUAACCAUAAUGACUUCUGUAAUGUGGAGUAAAUCUCAACAUGGCG
Molecule: messenger RNA, 2526 nt
Organism: Alosa alosa (allis shad)
Lineage: Eukaryota; Metazoa; Chordata; Actinopteri; Clupeiformes; Clupeidae
Gene: irak1bp1
Product: interleukin-1 receptor-associated kinase 1 binding protein 1
Exons: 4
Coding region: 14-748 (244 amino acids)
Biological process (GO): canonical NF-kappaB signal transduction; immune response
Source: RefSeq, a predicted model, not a curated record